Molecule: messenger RNA, 2277 nt
Organism: Rhodotorula toruloides NP11
Lineage: Eukaryota; Fungi; Basidiomycota; Microbotryomycetes; Sporidiobolales; Sporidiobolaceae
Product: STAM-binding protein
Exons: 8
Coding region: 1-2277 (758 amino acids)
Biological process (GO): protein K63-linked deubiquitination
Cellular component (GO): endosome; membrane
Molecular function (GO): K63-linked deubiquitinase activity; metal-dependent deubiquitinase activity; protein binding
Source: RefSeq, a predicted model, not a curated record
AUGGCCGCUGCGCUCUUGCGCAAACGCUUCAAGCGCACGAAACAACCUACCGCAGACCCCGCUCCGCCCGCUUCGUCUCUCACCGCUGAACUCGCUCCCUCGUCGGCCGCUCAGACUCCCUCGUCUACUCCACCACCCGCACCGACCGAUCCACCGCCACGCUCCUUCGCACAGCUUGCGGAUAUCGCGGACGAGAUUGUCGCGAGCAGCUGGGACCCGGGCUUGCCGCUGAGGCAUUGGGUGCGGGCCUGUGGGAGUGGUGUGUGCAGGGCGCAGGUGUACCAGGAGGAGGGCAACUACGACAUGGCCUUCGUCCGCGUCGCUACCAUCCUCAAGCUCCUACAAGACGUCCUCCCACGCUUGCACCCUGAAUGGCGGACUUUGUCAGACGAGCAACUCGGCGCAAUUCACCAGCGCAUCGCCACCUUUUCCGCAAUCCACGCCUCUCUCAAAUCCUACCUCGUCUCCCGCACAACGACCUACUAUUCCUCUCUCCCCUCCUCCUCUUCCUCCCAACUCACCUCCUCUCCCUCACCCGCUUUAACGCUCCGAAAUACUAUCACCCCCGCCGCCACAACCUACACCGACUCGACCGCUCCUCCCGCACGCCUUCCCUCUUCUUCCUCGUCUUCUGCCGAAAUGCCGAGUGGUGCGCACCCCAGACGUGCGGGGGCGCGGGAAAGACAAGAGGGAGAAAGAAGGACUGCGAUAGGCGAGUUGAGGAGGGGGUUGGAGGGGAUGAGAGGGUUGGGGAGGCCGCUUGUGGCGGGGACAAAGGAGCGGGUGGAGGACCUCAAGGGGGCCCUGCCUAUCCCUGGCGACGACGCGGAAGAAGAGGCGUUUGCGAACGAGUCGAGGCCGACGGGACAGGCGGACUUGCUCCCUCGCGCUCAAGGUCGUCGAAUCCCGAAACUCGGCGAGACUUUCGUCUCUCCACCUCCUCCGAUCGCCGUUCCUGCCUCAGCACCAUCGGCUACCCAUGCCGGACCCGCGUACCCGUCUCUCCACGCGCCUACGGCGUCGACGUCCGGCCCAGCGAGGACGAACGAGCCGAGCGCGCCGUUACCGCUUCCUGGAGAAGGCGAGUCGGAUGAGGAAUACAGUGAAGAGGAGGAGCCAAAGCAGCACUACAUUCCCCCGUAUCCGCCCGUGCAGGCCGCCAAUGUCUCGCCUCUCGCUCCGUCUUAUCCUCAAUACCUCGGUCCCUCGCCUUCGCCGCCUACAGCGCAGCACUACCCAAGUCAAUUGUUGCAGUCUCUUCAUGCUCCGCCGCAGCAGCCUCAUUCGCAUCCGUCUUUCCCGCCUCAGCCGCCUCAGUACCCUACUCCGCCCAUCCCACCCAUCCCGCCUGUCCCUCCCGUCCCGCCUCCCGCUUUCUCUUCCCAUCCUCAACAUCCUACACCGCCCUCAACCUAUCCGCAACCGUCCUCCCAAACGCACUUGCCCGUCCCUCCCUUCCCCCCUCCUCCUCAGCCCUCCGCACCUCCCAACCUCCCUUCCAUCCCCGCUCCUUCCGCUCCUCCUUUACAGCCUACACAUGACGCGCCGCAAACGUCGACUGCUGCGCUAGGCCGAUCGAGGAGCUUGAGUCUUGCGAGUACGGUUUCGAGGAGGAUGAGUGGAAGGGAGGGGAGGGGCGGGUUGGGCGGGGUGGUGGAGGUGGAAGUGCAUGAGGAAGCGGAAGACCAAGACGACCCCUCCCUCGUCGCAACAACCGAAUCCGGCGCCCCCCUCCGCACCCUCUUCCUCCCCGAACGCCUCAUCCCACACUUCACCGACAUCGUCGCAGCUCGAAACACCGCGCGGAAUAUCGAGACCUGCGGAUUGUUGCUCGGUCGACUCGCGCGGGAUGUUUUCACGGUUACGCAUUUGUUGGUGCCGAAGCAGGAGGGGACGAGCGACACGUGCACGACGAUGAACGAGGAGGAGGUGUUUGAGUUUCAGGACAGGAGGGGGCUGUUGACGCUCGGUUGGAUCCACACCCACCCCUCCCAAACAAUCUUCCUCUCCUCCCUCGACCUCCACACGCACGCCUCGUACCAAGUCAUGCUCGCAGAAGCCAUCGCAGUCGUCUGUUCUCCUCGCCACGACCCGAGUUUCGGCGUGUUCAGGUUGACGGACCCGCCCGGGUUGGAGGUGGUUGGGACGUGUAGAGGGCAGGGGGCGUUUCAUCCGCACCUCGACCUCCCGCUCUACACUGAUGUCGACAGCGAUUUUGGCCACUGCAAGGUCCGCGACCUGCCUUUCGAGUGCUGCGACUUGCGGACAGGAGCGUAG